UUACGAAAAAGCUUCUAUGAGGUUUGGAACUUGUGAAAAAUGUAAAGAGUAUAACAAACGUAAUGAGGAUAAUAAAUGUAAUGAGGAUAGUAAAUAUAACGAGAAUAAUAAAUGUAAUGAUGAUAAAAGUGGAUAUAAUUAUGGUUUUGCAUUUUGUCAUAAACAUGAUAUAAGCCAACAAUAUAGUAAUAAAAAUGAUGAAAUAGAUAAUUUUAUUAAAGUUGCACAAAAUAAAUCAAAAUAUUAUGAUAAAAUAAUCGAAUGGAUACCUUUUGAAAGAUUAGAAAACAUUGAAAAAAUUGGAGAAGGUGGUUUUGGAAUAGUUUAUUCUGCAACUUGGAUUGAUGGUAAACGGAAAUAUGUAAUCGAGAAAAAUCAAGUAAAGAUAUCUCGUGAACAGAACUGUACGGUUGCUCUAAAAUGCCUAGACAGUAAUGAUACAUCUAAAUUUAUAAAUGAGUUUAAAGCUUAUUAUGAAUGUCAGCGUAAAAGAUACGAUAUAGAGAAAUAUGGAUUAGAAACAUAUGGAAUUACAUACAAACCAGAUGAACCAGAUAAACUAGGUAAAGGAAAAUAUAUGAUGGUUUUUGAGUAUGCGGAUAAAGGCGAUCUUGGAAACUAUGUAUCCAAAAAUUUUGCAGUUCUUAAAUGGAAACAAAAAAUAGAAAUUCUUUGUUCAAUAUCAGAUAAUUUAAAUCAUAUUCAUGAACAAGAUUAUUGUCAUGGAGAUUUUCACAGUGGUAAUAUACUUAUGACAAGUGUUGAGGACUUUAAAGAUCUUAAGAUUAAAACUUUUACUUUUGGUAGCAAAGCUGUGGCAAUUUCACAAAAUACUGGAAGCAAAUCAC
Molecule: messenger RNA, 848 nt
Organism: Scutellospora calospora
Lineage: Eukaryota; Fungi; Glomeromycota; Glomeromycetes; Diversisporales; Gigasporaceae
Source: the annotation of a GenBank genome assembly